This is a messenger RNA of Neoarius graeffei (lesser salmon catfish), 1626 nucleotides long. It is a transcript of the gene barhl1a, whose product is annotated as BarH-like homeobox 1a. Gene Ontology annotation, biological process: regulation of transcription by RNA polymerase II; cell differentiation. Gene Ontology annotation, cellular component: nucleus. Gene Ontology annotation, molecular function: RNA polymerase II cis-regulatory region sequence-specific DNA binding; DNA-binding transcription factor activity, RNA polymerase II-specific. The coding region runs from base 87 to 977 and encodes 296 amino acids. Lineage: Eukaryota; Metazoa; Chordata; Actinopteri; Siluriformes; Ariidae. The record is from RefSeq and is a predicted model, not a curated record. The transcript has 3 exons.
CUUUAUUUGCCGUCACCUGAUGCACCAAUGCUUGUGUGAAAGCCCUGUUUGUUUCUCUCUCGUCGCUGCAUUUAGGCUCCUGGACAAUGGACGUGCCAGCAAACGGCUCAAGUUUUGGGAUUGACUCCCUGCUCUCGCACCGACCUGCCAGUCCGCGUGUUUCCACCGCACGCGCUUUAACGGGAGACUGUCGCUCUCCGGUCUCCAGCCCGCGCUCAGAGCUGGACAGUGACUGCUCUUCUCCACCGUCCCCGAGGAGAGAGUCUGACCCCGGGUCUCCCUUAGUGAUGUCUCAGCCGAGGACAGUGACCUCAUCUUUUUUAAUCCGGGACAUUCUGUCGGACUGCAGGCCGCUCGCCGCGUGCGCGCCCUACACCAACACCGGAGACUCAGCGCGCGAGCCCGAGGACUACACCGACAGACUGCACAGCAACUCAUCAUCAGACAGCGAAUACCGGGCUAAAGAUGAGCCGGAACGGGAGAUCUCCAGCAGCAGAGAGAGCCCGUCCUCCCGGCUGAAGAAGCCCCGGAAAGCGCGCACCGCCUUCACCGACCACCAGCUCGCGCAGCUCGAGCGCAGCUUUGAGCGCCAGAAGUACCUGAGUGUGCAGGACCGCAUGGAGCUCGCGGCUUCUCUCAACCUCACCGACACACAGGUCAAGACCUGGUACCAGAACCGCAGGACAAAGUGGAAGCGACAGACGGCAGUGGGCUUGGAGCUGCUUGCUGAAGCAGGAAACUACUCAGCUCUUCAGAGGAUGUUCCCGUCGCCAUAUUUUUACCCCCAGAGCCUGGUGUCCGGUCUGGACCCGGGAGCGGGACUGUAUUUAUACAGAGGAGGCACCGCGGCGGCACCGCCAGCUCUCCAGAGGCCGCUCGUACCCAGGGUCCUGCUGCAGGGCGGAUCGGAGCCCCAGCUGUCCCCGCACCUGUCCCCGCUGUCUGCCGCCUUACCGAGACCCACACUGCAGCGGUGAACGGCUCAGGAGCCUCGGAGAAGGAGGACAAAGUGAGCCGCGGGCAACAGCUGGGCAACAGCAGGACGCGGAAUGGCGGCGCGCAGAAGAAACGCGUUCUGCGCCUUUCUGAAAAUCAUCCACUGGACAAACUCGCUUGGAAAGUUUGUAUAAAGCUCGAACGGAGGUGAAAUGAAGCGUUCUGAUUGGAUGCUGAAGCCGCGCGCAGUUCCUGGACAGAAAUGCGGCUGUAAUGUCAGAGCUGAUGGACAAACAAAUAAACAAACAAAUAAACAAACCCCCCAAAAAUCAGCUUUCAGUUGUGAUUACCAGAAACUGUCAUCCAAAUAAUUUAACAUAAUAAUAAUAAUAAUAAUAAUAAUAAUAAUAAUAAAGCUAUAGGAACAGGAAUGUGUAAAUAAUAAUAAUAAUAUUUAUACACGCUAUUAUUCCUCAUACUAGUAGUUCUGAGACAUCCUGCUGCCACAUAUUAUUAUUAUUAUUAUCAUCAUCAUCUUUUAAAUUAUUUUCUACCAGGGGCUACCGGAUAUAAAGAUGCCUCCCAAGGCACAAUAUUUCGAAAAUUGUUUGUCACUGUGUCGUGGAUAUCCGUAGUUUAUAAACGGUUUUGUUGACGCCAAUUUUUUUUUUUUUGUAUUAAAAAUAUAAA